CCAUAUUAUGUUGAACUUUGGGCUGAUCUGAGCCCAAAUACACAGACUGUGGACCACAAGAGUUUUCUUGAACUCGGGUUUAAUGGCUAGUAGUGAGUAACCCCACGUGUCGUCUCUAGCCUUGCCUAGCCUAGCCUAGACUAGACAUAGCUAAAGUGAUAGGCAAUAGAUGUUGCUGACAUCAUCCCCACCCAUUGCAGUAUUUUCACUGCCCCGACGAUAUCGACGUCCAAAACCGUCAUCUAUUGUCUUCAUACGAUCCUCGGCGUCAAUGGAGGCUGCACAACCGAAAAAAGUGGUGGUUUGCGGCGGGGGAGUGAUCGGAGUGUGCACCGCUUAUUUUUUGUCCAAAAAGGGUGCCGCGGUGACCUUGGUGGAGAAGUCCUCCAUCGCCUGCGCAGCUUCCGGCAAGGCGGGAGGGUUUCUAGCCCUAGAUUGGUGCGACGGCGGCCCCCUCUCCGCUCUCGCCAGAGCUAGCUUCGAUCUCCACCGUUCGCUCGCGGAACAACUCGAUGGUCCCCAAUCGUACGGCUACCGUCCGCUGACAACCCUCAGUUUCAGCAUCAAGGAAUCACAGUCGUCGAAUCCCUCGAGAAGCCGUAGCCCAGCGCUUCCGUCUUGGGUCGACGGCCCAGCUAAGGGCCCAAGAACCAUUGGGACUGUUGGUACGACGGCCCAAGUCCACCCUCAGCUAUUCACCAAAGCUUUGUUGUCUAAAGCGGUGGAACAGCACGGCGUUGAGGUGGUGAUCGGUAAAUUAGAGAGAAUUGAGGCGGCGGAGGGGAGAGCCACGGCGGUGGUGCUGGAAGGAGGGAGACAGAUAGAAACCGACGCUGUUGUCUUGGCUCUUGGGCCAUGGACUAGCAAAUUGAGCCUUUUGAAUUCCAUUUUCAGGGUAUAUGGGCUUAAGGCCCAUAGCAUUGUCUUGGAGCCCAAAGCUCCUGAUUCAAUAACACUCCAUGCAUUGUUUCUUAGUUACUACCCGGCCCAAGGUGGCGGCCCAAUGGAUCCAGAAGUGUAUCCUCGUCCCACAGGGGAGGUAUAUGUAUGCGGAAUGUCAGCAAAGGCAGAGGUCCCCGACGAUCCAGAGCAGAUAGCUCCGGUCCCGGAAUCAAUUGCGGUGCUUAAGAGAGUAGCCGGAAAUGUGUCAAGCCAUUUGGUGGAAGGGGAAGCGGCGGUGAAGGCGGAGCAAUCCUGCUUCCUGCCUUGCACCGAUGAUAGCGUGCCGGUUAUCGGCGAAGUUCCCGGCAUGAAGGGAUGUUACGUUGCGACUGGCCAUAGCUGUUGGGGUAUCCUAAAUGGCCCUGCCACUGGUGCUUCCAUGGCGGAACUUGUGAUGGAUGGUCGAUCUAGCAUCGUUGAUCUCAGCGCAUUUAGUCCGUCACGAUUUGUUCGCGCUGCCAAGUCCUAGAACGAACUUUUGGUGUGUGUGUAUAUAUAUAUAUAUUGAUCAAGAAGGUUUCAUUCUGAUAGUACAGUGUUUCAUUCUUGGAUCCUAGAAAGCAUGCUGAAUAAAGUUCUAUUGGUUUCUUAAAA
This is a messenger RNA of Ipomoea nil (Japanese morning glory), 1536 nucleotides long. Its product is annotated as putative oxidoreductase TDA3. The transcript has 2 exons. Gene Ontology annotation, molecular function: oxidoreductase activity. Lineage: Eukaryota; Viridiplantae; Streptophyta; Magnoliopsida; Solanales; Convolvulaceae. Gene Ontology annotation, cellular component: cytoplasm. The record is from RefSeq and is a predicted model, not a curated record. The coding region runs from base 170 to 1411 and encodes 413 amino acids.